Micromonas commoda is the source of this 2229-nucleotide messenger RNA. RefSeq lists its product with no specific name. The record is from RefSeq and is a predicted model, not a curated record. Gene Ontology annotation, molecular function: protein binding; nucleic acid binding; zinc ion binding. The transcript has a single exon. NCBI's taxonomy places the organism in Eukaryota, Viridiplantae, Chlorophyta, Mamiellophyceae, Mamiellales, Mamiellaceae. Bases 1 to 2229 code for a protein of 742 amino acids.
AUGGAAGGCGGCUCUGAUGCGGCGGCUGAGCGCGCGGUGGACGCCGCGACGGUAGCCCUCUCGCGGUACGAGUUUUUCCGCGUGCACGAGGAGCCGCUCGGCGAACGUCCAACCUUCGGCUCGGGCCCUACCGCGGCGGCGGCGAGGCUUCACGAAAGCGAUCGGCCUAAAGUGCUCGUGUGCCGCUCCACGAAGGCGUACAGGCGCCUGGCUCUGUGCGUGCCCAGGCCCGGGGAGAGGACAGUCGACAUAGGCAGCGCGUACGGCGACGCCACCGCGCUCAUGGCCGAAGCCGCGGGCGAGGACGCGGUGCUGGGAAUAGACGUAUCGAAACAUUUCGUGGACCAGUCGAGCGCGGCGAGACCCGGCUUGCGUUUCGAGCGCCUCGACGCGCUCGAGGACCCGGCGCUUCUCGCCAGGGAGAUCGAGGGAUCCGUCAACGUAUUCGUCGACAUUGGGGGCGUUCGCGCCGCCGAAGCCCUCGUCAGGCUCCUCCCGGCGGUCGCCAAAAGCGCGGCGCCCUCGUUCAUCGUCGUCAAGUGCGAGGCGCUGCACGACGCCAUGGCCGACGCGGAGGUGCCCUUCGAGGGUCUGCGUGGGGCGACGACGAUCACGAGGUUCACCGUCCCGGAACGCGAGCGAUCAAACGGCGGCGCGAACGGGGUGGACGACUGCGACACCGAUUGUGGAAGCUCCGAUUCGAGGUGGCGCGACGCCGUCGCCGUCACCGCCUCGAGCGCGUCGCCCGUUUUUUGGCGAAAAACGUGCGAGCGGGAGGUUGGCAACGUCAGGGCCAGGUCCGCGUUUAAACGGGCGCACGUCGCCCGGAGCGCGCGGCCCGCGUCGGAUCUGUUCGCCAGGUAUCCUCUGAAGUACCCCCCGCGGUUCGUGCGCGGGGACGUGGAGAUUUGCCGCUUCCACAACUACUCCGCGGAUGGGUGCAUUCGCCGCGAGAAGUUUGGCAUGUGCAUGUUCGAUCACGAGCACUGCCACUGGUGCGGGGAGCACGGCCACAGGGCGUGGGAGUGCGAACACGCGGUCAAGGCGCACCAGUCGGCGGUCGUGGAUGACGGCCUGGCGCCCGCCGCCGCGCCCGUGCGUGACCCGAACGACGGAACCGCAAACGGGGUGGCAAACGGAACGGCGAACGGGGUUGUCGACGGGUUGGCAAACGGGGUUGUCGACGGGUUGGCAAACGGAAUCGAUGAAGGGUUGGCGAAAGUUUCCCUCGCGCAACCCGAGGACGUGUACGUGUACGUCGCGGGGGGACGUAACCGCGGCCAGACCGUGGGCGUCACCGAGAGGUACUCCCUGCGACGGAAGCAGUGGGAGCGAGGGCCGCACAUCGCCGACCCCCGCGGCAGCCACGGCCUCGCGGCGGCGAACGGCGUCGUGUACGCCGUCGCCGGCGGAGGGAUCAAGUCGAACCUCGCCACGGCGGAGGCGCUCCACGCGGUCGCCGACCACGCGUCCACCGCGUGGGUACCCGCGGGUGUGGUCGCGGAGGCGAGGCACGCGUUGAGCGCGUGUAACACCGGGGAUUGGGGCGUCUGCGCGAUCGGAGGAUGGGCCGACGGCAACUCGUGCACGGGCGCCGUAGAUUUUUUGGACCUGAGGACGGACCCGACGUCGACGACGUGGCGGAGCCUGGCGCCGCUGAUCACGCCGCGCAAGCUACACGGCGCGGCGGGCCUUCCCGACGGCCGACUCUUCGUCUUUGGGGGUCGGAUCGGCGAUCAUGGGGGGCCCAUCGCGGGCGCCGAGGCGUACGAUCCGACGUCGAACGAGUGGAGGGCCAUUCGUCCGCUACCCAUUGGCGCAUGCGCGUGCGCGUGCGUGGACGGAUCCGAUGAGGGGAAGGGGACGCAGUACGUGUACGUCGCCACGUGGGGCGCUGAUAAUCCCGAGGGGAACAAGUCGACGAAACGCGGGGGUAAGGACCCGCGGGUGGGCGAGGCUGGGGCGCUGUGGAGGUACGACCCGGACGCGGACACGUACGAGAGGGUGUGCGGGCUGCCACUCCCGGAGUGGUACGGUUUCGCCAUGUGCGCUUUCGACGGCUGGGUCUACCUCAUCGGGGGUAGCACGGCGGGGCGUUGGACGGGGGCGGCGUUCAGGAGAAGGGUGGACCAAGGGGGCGAGAGUGAGUGGGAGGAGCUGCCGCCGAUGAAGGUGGUGCGUCGACGGACCGCCGCGGCUGUGGCGCGAGCCGGACUGAUGAGAAAGUAA